UUCCGUCAGAUCCCUUUGAAAUCAACAAAAUGGCGGGGAUAACAUCCGAGUUUUCUUCAAACACACCGUUUGAUUUCCCAGACGGAAGAGUCAACGAAGAUCUCUCGCGAAAAAUGAGGAUCCCGCAGACCAUCACUGUACCAGGAGGUGAAGAAGAUCACCAAUCAAACGGACCGAAAAAGAUUCCAGGCGAUGGAGUGCCCAUGUCGAUCCCUGACAGAAUCGAACUUGGUUCGUACUCGCCCAAAAGUGACAUUCCGAGAGAUUUAAAAGAUGAAAUGGUGGCAGUCAACUCUUUGAGUAGCAUGAUAACUCCUCCACGAACUCUGACCGUUGACGAUACAAAAUCAGCGCAUUAUCCUCAAACUAGCACUGCGCCUGUAAGUGGAUCGCCAACAGCAGCUCGUGGAAACAGAGAGCGUAGAACGAAUGCCGUUAGAGAUAUUGACGAUGAAAGCAUUGCUGUUGGUUUAGAGGUGAUAGAUGAAGGAACUCCUUUAGACAGUGACAGUGAUGUUGGUCAUUACAUGGGAGGUGACUCUCCCGACUCAAGAAAAUUCAUCCUGCAGAUACAGCGUCUAAAUAGCAGAGUUAAUGAACUGGAGAGAAAUGUUGAACAUAACUCAGUGGGAUUUUGGUCCAAAAUGAUUUUCUUUGCUUUCACAAUCAUUAAUCCCGUUCUCUUACACUGGCUGUUCUGGAAAAGAAGGUGAAAAUGAGAAGUGAAGUAGGAUUGACAUCACCUCUAAGCUUGGGACUGUCAUGUAAAUUUUGUUACGUUUAAUAAAGCUGAUAAAGAGAUAAGGAUACAGCUGAUAAACUUGAAACAUUUUUUGAUGAGGCCAUUUGUUUCAUCAAGCAAAGACGGUGUUUUGAUUUUUAGAGUAAGGGUCAUUUUCAAAUUCCUGCAUUGAAAAACUGAUUAAUUCCUACAUGGAUACUGACAUUUUCAUCUUAUAGACAGCCAGUACUGAUGAAAGAUCAAUGCUUUUGUAAAAAGACAUUAGGCACUGCAUAUAUUAAAGGAAAUAACUGCACUUUGUUUAUGUCAAGAAGUUUCCUGACAGACUUUUUUGUAUACUGGUAAUUAAAGUUAUGAAAGAGAAAUUUGGAUAAUUAGGUAAUAUGCUUUUUUAAUCUCAAAAUGUGAAAACUAACAAUUAUUUGGAUGAGGUUGAGCAUGGUAGCAAGAAUUAUCAAGGCCAAAGUUUGUGUUAUCUGCCAAAGUUGAAGGCUGAGGCGAAUAACACAAACUGAGGCCUUAGUAAUUAUUGCUAUCUUGUGGAAACCAAAUCCAAUGAUUGUUUUGUUAAGCAUAUUCCGGAGCUGCACUUUUAAAGACAAGAGCCCAUAAAACUAUUGUCUGAAGGUAUGACAUCACUUCUAUUCUACAUGUAUAAAAUUUAUUGUCUGUAGGUAUGGUGUAAGAGAAUGUACAAUAACAACUCUUUACACCCUAAUGUCAGUAUGCAUAUUCUCCAUACUGUUCACUAGAACUUUCCUAAGGUGCUGACAAAGAGAAUUUGUUUGACAAUCAUGAGCCCCUGUAAUUGGUGAUUAUUUCCUCUUUUCUCACGACUUUAAAUGCAUGCUUCAGGGGUGAUAUUGUAAGGAGAAAUUAGAUGCUUGUCACUCUUACAGAUCAAAGGGUUAAGCCCAUUUGCUUUCACGUUGUUCCCCUCAUGACUCAUGAUUGUAAGCGAAAGUAUUCGUAUAAAGCAUUAAAUAAUUAAACAUGAAACCGUUGAUUCUUUGGCCUGAGUUUUUACACCACCAAUGCAUACUAGAGCUAGACCAAUGGUCCACACCAAAAAAACCAACACUCCAGGUUCCAAUUUUGACCAGGAAACAGCAGAUGAAGAGCCACUUCGGGAAUAUGCCAUAUAUGAAAUCUAUCAUUGUUAUUAUUAUUAGCUUGAAGAAGUAAAAAAGUGUGCAAUGAGCCUCUUCUUUCCUUUUUACUUAUAUAAUGAGGCAUCGGUUGAAUCUUGCUCAAUAAAAAAUUUGAGACCACU
Stylophora pistillata is the source of this 2015-nucleotide messenger RNA. RefSeq lists its product as uncharacterized. The record is from RefSeq and is a predicted model, not a curated record. Lineage: Eukaryota; Metazoa; Cnidaria; Anthozoa; Scleractinia; Pocilloporidae.